This is a messenger RNA of Marchantia polymorpha subsp. ruderalis, 1466 nucleotides long. The record is from the annotation of a GenBank genome assembly. NCBI's taxonomy places the organism in Eukaryota, Viridiplantae, Streptophyta, Marchantiopsida, Marchantiales, Marchantiaceae.
UUUACUAGGAGACAAACGAGCUGCUUGGAGAUUGGAGUCAACGCGAUUGACCACGAAUGUUCUACGAUGGAUGGUCCUUCGUUCACUCUACCCGGCAGAGUCUACCGUCCAAGUGGGCCUUUUGGGAUCGGUCGAUAUGCUUUUCUUCGGAGAAUAUCAGAAGGGAAUGGUCGGGGCAAAGUACAGUGUGGAAGGUCAACGGGACCGACACUCAAUCGCUAGUCUUCAUCACUCACCGUGAAAAUAACUGGAACACUUAGAUACUUUCUGCCAUUCUCUCAGAUCGGGUUCUUUUCCUUCCAACAAUUGGGUCGUGACGCAAGACCUGCACGAUAUCAGAGUGCCUCUGUUGGGGAGCGAAACAUCGGUCCAUCUCCAUACACUCCUUUUCACAAAUAUGGCCUCGGAUAAGGCUCCAGUGUGCGUGAACACACCGUUGGAGUUGAACAAUGGACCCGGUUCAGGAUCACAGGGGGAAACGGGGUCUAAGGUUAUCGAUGACCACGAUGGCACAGCACAGGAAGAAGGUGCGAAGGGUGAUGUGAGUACCAUCUCGAAAUGGGAGCCUGAGACAACCGAUUCGAAGUGGCGGGCAGUUGUCAGAAUCGUAACGAGUGUAGCAGCAAAGAAUUUGUGGGAUGUAGCGAAGGAUUAUUGUAAUCUCGAUUGGUGUUCACUGGUGACAGGAUGUGUGCUUUUGGAAGGGGAAGCACCAGGGAAUAAUGUGGGAACAGUUAGGCAUUGCACAAACGAUAACGUCCCAUGGUAUUCAGAUGAGAGGCUCAUAGCCAUAGACCACGAGAAAUUCACGCUUACCUAUGCCAUGGUUGACAGCAGUUUGGGGUGGGUCGAUUACAGGGCCACCCUCUCGAUAGGAAGAGGUGAAGAUGGAAAGAGUUUUUUGGAAUUGAAGGGCGAGCAAAGUCCUCGUGCCACUGCGACUGGAAAGGAAGCUGUUGAAUUCAUGACGAGAGGUUACAGUUUGUUUUUGAGCGACCUUGAGUCCAGAGCUCGUACUCUUUAGAGUUGCUUUAGUACUAGGGUUUAGUAUUCUAGCUGUAAUCAUCGCAACUUGCUAAUUUUUCAUGUGUUCGCCUGUUGGAUUGAGUUGUAUCAUAACAAGAAGCGCAUUUCGUAUCGUAUCAAGACGCUCAUUACGAUAUUACAUAUCUUAAUGAGCUUCUUCGCUGGUUUCACAUAGUCUCAGCUUUUUCUUCCACCCCGUGAGAUGAAAGUGAAGACACCUACAACUAUUGCUUUUCAGAUUAGUCUGUCACAUGUUCGUUAAUUGCUCUAGUAGUUGGACUCAUCAAGUCUUGAUUUGAGAACUUGGUCGAAGGUGACUUGAUUCGUUUGAUCCAGCUAGUGAGUUCUCUCGUAUAUCAACGGCAUUGCAAACGGCCUCUGAUUGCUCCUGGCUUUGUUCUAGAGACCAGAGAAUCUCAGAGUGAUUGUAAUAGAUUUGU